This is a messenger RNA of Engraulis encrasicolus (European anchovy), 1182 nucleotides long. RefSeq names its product S-antigen; retina and pineal gland (arrestin) b (gene sagb). The record is from RefSeq and is a predicted model, not a curated record. Gene Ontology annotation, molecular function: G protein-coupled receptor binding. The transcript is spliced from 15 exons. Bases 22 to 1182 code for a protein of 386 amino acids. Gene Ontology annotation, cellular component: photoreceptor inner segment; photoreceptor outer segment. Lineage: Eukaryota; Metazoa; Chordata; Actinopteri; Clupeiformes; Engraulidae. Gene Ontology annotation, biological process: signal transduction; G protein-coupled receptor internalization.
UGGGCAUAACAAGUAGACACCAUGAGUCCUAAGCGACUUGUCUUCAAGAAGAUCUCCAAAGACAAGUCUGUGGGGGUCUACCUGCCAAAGAGAGACUUUGUGGACCACUGUGACUUUGUGGACCCUGUCGAUGGAGUUGUGGUGAUUGACCCGGCACAAUGCAAGGGCAAAAAAGUGUACGUGAUGCUCUCCUGCUCGUUCCGCUAUGGGAGAGAUGACAUGGACGUGAUGGGCGUUGCCUUCCGCCGAGACAUCUUCCUGUGCACGCGACAGGUGUACCCGGCGCUUCAAGACGUCGAGCGCAGCACCCACACCAAGAUGCAGGAGAACCUCAUACGCAAACUCGGGCAUGAUGCAUACCCCUUUUUCUUUGAGUUCCCAGACAACCUGCCCUGUUCAGUUUGUCUCCAGCCUGGACCCAGUGAUGUUGGAAAGCGCUGUCAAGUAGAGUUCGAAGUCAAGGCUUUCGUAGGAGAUAACGAGGACGAGAAGGCACAGAAAAAGAGCUCGGUGAAGCUGGCCAUCAGGAAGAUCCAGUACGCCCCUGAGGAGAGGGAGGCGCCCCCUGUUGGGGAGACCAAAUGCGAGUUCGUCAUGUCUGAGAAGCCCCUGCUCAUGAAGGCCAAGCUGGACAAAGGGACAUACUACCAUGGGGAGCCAAUCAACAUCCAUGUGGAGAUCACCAAUAGUUCUGGCAAGGACGUGAAAGACCUUUCAGUUGCAGUGGAGCAGGUCACCAACGUGGUGCUCUACUCCAAUGACAAAUAUGUGAAGCCGGUGGCAUCUGAGGAAACUUCAGACGUUAUCCCGGCGGGCACCUCGUAUAAGAGGGACUUCACGCUGGUGCCCCUCCUGGAGAAGGCCAAGGAGAGGCGUGGCAUGGCCCUGGACGGCAAGCUGAAGCACGGAGACACCAACCUGGCCUCCUCUAGCAUUAUCAAGGAUGAUGUCCUGAAGGAGGUCCUUGGGAUGAUCAUCUCCUACAAAGUGGUCGUCAGAGUACUGGCUGCAGGGUUGAUUGGAUCAAGUGAGGUGGCAGUGGAAGUGCCAUUCCGACUCAUGCACCCCAAGCCUGAAUCUGAUAAAGACUGUGCCUUCGAGGAUCUUGAGUUCCAGGAGUUCAAGCGCACCUACAUCAAGGGCAUCGUCGGGGCCGAGGACGACUCCCCGGCCGAGGGCUAA